Molecule: messenger RNA, 4158 nt
Organism: Struthio camelus australis
Lineage: Eukaryota; Metazoa; Chordata; Aves; Struthioniformes; Struthionidae
Product: butyrophilin subfamily 1 member A1-like
Biological process (GO): T cell receptor signaling pathway; regulation of cytokine production
Cellular component (GO): external side of plasma membrane
Molecular function (GO): signaling receptor binding
Source: RefSeq, a predicted model, not a curated record
GUCGUGCAGGGAAAGCUUCCAAAGGAGGCACCAUCCCCACAAGGAACUUGCAUCCCUGUUAAGUUGACUUUAACCAAAAAAAUGGGAAAAAUACACAUGAAGGGGGAUUUUCUUCUGCUUUUGCUGCAGGCAGUUUUUAACCUGUUUCCUAAGGAAAUGAGGCUCUGUGGUGAUAUUGUGCAUAUGUGUCCGUACGCCUGUGUUCCUCUUUUGGUAACUUUUGAGCCUGCUGCUUAAUCUGAUACAAGGGCCAGGAUAUUAGUAACACAGUGGUCUUACAGGUUGAUUGGAAAUAACCUACCAAGGGGAAAAAAGAAUCCUACAUAAUGCUCUCACUGAGCAGACAAGUAAUAAAUUUACCCAUUUAUUAGACGGAGAUUACACAUGGAUGAGAACAAUGUUCAAAACAAAGAUGUUUCUUCCGCCACUUAGAAAACUGAGAUAGUUAAAUUCCUGGUACAAUAAAUGCCUUUUCUGGAGGUGUAAAAGGGGAGGGGGGCGGUCAUGAGCUCAAAGCAAGCCAAAAUCAGGCCUUGGCUGACACAGAAGUGUGGAUGGCAGGAAAGCAUGGAAAGCACGAGUUUAGCCAUCCACAAAAGCCAAUUCCCCCCUCUGGUUAGCCAAGCUUCCCAGCAGCAGGGGCUGGAAGCAUCUCAGACCUGCCAGGGUACAGGCUGUUCCUGGCAUCACUUCCAGCUCCUGCCUCCUCCAACCUGGGGGCCAGCGAAGGCCUUUGGAAAGGCUACAGGUACAAAUUGCCUGCUGUUGCCUAAUUUACAAGGCUAGGUGAAGCCAAAGAGGCUUCCUGGGACACCAAGGCUAGCACAUUAGCAGCGAGGAUGAGCUGUUCCGACUUGUCACAGCUACCUGCUUGAACAUUGUUCCUUAUUCAAAGGGUUUCAGGCAAGGACACGGCAAGGGCAGGACACCUCUGUGCAAAAAGGAGGAAUAGAGCUCCUGGCUGGGCUGUGAUUCAUGCUCUUAUCUGGGAGCAGCUUUCUGGACACAUAUGUUUGCUUUAGGAUAAGCUCAGAGAUAGUCCUUUGCUAUUUGCUGUUAUUCCAAGCCUGACAGCUUGUCAGCACUUUUAAAUGCUCUCUGGUCCCUGCUGUUCAAAAAUGAAAGCCUUGUGGCCCCGGAUUUCACGUUUGGAGGAUGGAGCAACCCCAACGAGCCAAACACGUAAGCAAUGCAAAUGAGGCCUCUUUUGCAAAGGCUGCCGGCUGCUCUGCACCGGGAGGGGAAUCGCAGGCAGGCUCAUUCAGCCAGCGCUCGCACACAAUGCCAGCCUACGUAACGAGCCUGGAAAAAAAAUAUAUCAGUCGCAUGCACUUGCUGGAAGUGGGAGGAAACACAUACACACACACCCAGCCCCUCUCUGCUGCUCAGAGAUUGCAACGUGCAACAGGCUUCCCCGCAGGCAGCCUCCUCCCGGCUCCUCGCACACAACUCCUCCGCUAUUUCUGCCAUGCUGCCCAAGACGUCCCCACGCCGGGGAAGGAGCCGUCUGCGUUUGGGCUCUGCCAGCAUGCCGUGAUACAGCCCGGGCAGAAACGAGGCACCAGGGAGGACUUCUAGCAGGCAGAGGAGGCAGCCAGACCUUGGCCAUUUCUGCUCUGACCUUGGAGGGUUUCUGCAAGGCUCCUUGCAGCUAUAGCUUUGCAUCUGCCCAGCUCAGCUCCACCCUCCAGACUUCGAAACCCUAAAGCAGGAAGCGGACAACAAUUUCUGUAAGCUCUGGAGCCCCACAGGAACUCGCCUGUACCAUGGCUGGUGCUGCGUUUCUGUUAACCCUCCACGCUCCAAGUGAGCUGAAGUGACGAUAUCUCAGCCCAGCUCCUGAGGAGCGAUACCUUCUCCUUCCCAGGGAGCAGGGAUCUGGUCCGGUGCAGGACAGGAAGCCCUUCCAAGGAAGGCAUGAGCUCCCACGGAGUCAUGACUGCAGUGUCAGAUCUGAACCUGGGAGUGGGAACAGAUGCAUUGCAGAUGUCAAAAUGGUCGUUCUCCCUUGUGUAGGUGGGAUAGGGUCCACGGAGAUGGGGGACCUCCACCCUUUGAGUGAAGUUGGAUGUGAAGAUGUUGGUUUCCUCAUUCUCCUGUCUUCCAUGCAGCAGUUUUGUCCUGACUUGGGUCCUAAUUUUCCUCUCUGGUUUUCAUAUUCACAAGUUGGAUUCUGCCCAAUUCAGAGUCCUAGGAUCUGAACAUCCCAUCACUGCUGUCGUGGGAGGAGAUGUCGUGUUGCCCUGCCACCUCUCCCCCAGGCUGAAUGCUGAAAACAUGGAGGUGAGAUGGUUCCGGUCUCGAUUUUCUGUCUACGUGCACCUCUAUCACAGCAGACAGGACCACUACUCAUCCCAGAUGCCUGAAUACCAUGAGAGGACAGAGUUUUUGAAAGAGGGCAUCUCUGUUGGAAAUGUUUCCUUGCGGAUCCUCAGAAUCAGGCUGACCGAUGAGGGACAGUAUCAGUGCCUCAUUAAAGAUGGAAAUUUUUAUGAAGAAGCCACACUGGAGCUGAAGGUAGCAGUUUCAGGUUCCAGUCCCCUUCUGUCUGUGGAGGAUUACCAAGAUGGAGGCAUCCGAGUGGGAUGUCGAGCAAUUGGCUGGUACCCAAAACCCGAGAUGCUGUGGAGAGAUUUCCAGGGGCAGCAGUUCCCUUCACUUACUGAAUCGGACUCCCAAGACAAGAACGGCUACUUUGAAGUAGAGAAGUCUAUCAUUAUCCAAAAAAACAUGAAGCAAAACAUGUCCUGCUCUAUCAGGAACACGCAACUCAACCAGGAGAAAGAGUCAACCAUUUACAUAUCAGAUCCAAUUUUCCCAAAGGUCUCUCCCUGGACGGUAACUUUGGCUGCUACCCUGGCUGUCUGCUUAGCUUUGUUCAUUGCCCUGUUCGUUUUCAUUCUCCGACUUCAAGCCAGGCAUGCUGCUGAACUCGAGAGACGUGAUGCAGAAAUUAAGAAACAUACCGCAGAACUUCGGUGGAGAAACACCAUCGUCCCAGUGGAAGAAGUGCACGUCACUCUGGACGCGGACACGGCUCAUCCCCAGCUCAUCCUCUCCGCAGAUGGGAAGCACGUGAGGCGGGGAGACACACGGCAGGCCAUGCCUGACAACCCCGAGAGAUUUGAUACCUACCACUGCGUCCUCGGCCAGGAGGGAUUCACCUCAGGGAGAUAUUUCUGGGAGGUGGAUGUGGGGACUGCAGAAGGGGGGGUCUGGGCAAUGGGGGUGGCCAGGGAGUCCAUGAAGAGGAAGGGAUGGAUUAACCCAGCCCCUCAGGAUGGGAUCUUGGCCAUUUUCCAGUGCGGGGGCCAGUACUGGGCUCUAACUUCCCCUGACCAUAAACCUCUCAACCUCACCCAAAUUCCCCAGAGGAUUAGAGUUUACCUGGACUUUAAAGAGGAGAAGGUGGCCUUUUUUAACACUGACAACAAAGACCUGCUCUUCACUUUCCCACUGGCCCCGCUGAGCGGGGAAAGGAUUCGUCCCUGGUUCCGCGUGGGGCCAAUCGCCCAGCUCAGCCUGAUGCCAGCUCCGCUGCUCCCACAUGCCCCCAGCACAGAGGAACUUCUGCUCCCUUCAGACUUCCCUCUGCAGAGCCUCUCCAAGGUGCCCAGCGGGUGCCUGACCCCGUGCACACCAGGGAGCAGGAAGUGACAAACAAGGCAAAAAUCUGUGCUGCCUAUAAGCAUGCACCCAAGGCUGCUCCAGCCACCUUCAUCAUCCACAAGUGUCUCCACCUGAGCUGAGCUACCUGGGACAGUCUGCAACAAGAAGGAGCAGUGGCCAAGACAAUUUUCAUGCUCCCAAGGUGAUAUCUCCAAGCAAACUGCUUACCCCUAGAAGGUCUUGUUGCAACCUUUGGCCAUCCUACCUGACACAUGGAAGGAAAACCCCUCUGUGCCAAUGGCAAGACCGGGAAGGAGGAGCUGUGCAUCUUUUCUUUUUCACUUUAAUUCCAUUCCCUAAGUCUGGUGAAACUCAGCCUGUGAAGUGGAGUUGCAAGGGCCAAUGUUGUCUGUUGUGUGGGUCCACGCAAGGAGCCAUUUCAGUAGUGGGGAGAUGGGCAGUGCUCAUCUUCUGAUGUCUAAUAUUGCUUUCCAAGUGUUGUGAUGUGCUCACAUGUGUUUUAAAGAGAUACUAUUUAUAUUAAAAAUG